Molecule: messenger RNA, 234 nt
Organism: Caenorhabditis briggsae
Lineage: Eukaryota; Metazoa; Nematoda; Chromadorea; Rhabditida; Rhabditidae
Exons: 2
Coding region: 1-234 (77 amino acids)
Molecular function (GO): protein binding
Source: RefSeq, a predicted model, not a curated record
AUGACCACUCUACGAUUCCCCUUCCUAUGUCUACCCAAUGAUCUCUGUUCAAAGGUUCUAAAAACUAUGGAUCCACAUGAAAUUAUUAUCUACUCAUUGCUAUCAAAGAAGGCACGUUCCAUGUUUAAAUCUCUUCGUUUGCCGAUUUCAUCGGUUCAAGUUACAAUGGAGAAACGUCCACUGAUAGUUUUCCAAUUCAGUUCCAAUUCUAUCAUUGUGAGGUUGAGAGUGUGA